CUGAUCUUGCCGUGCGGACGUCCAGAACAAGCAGGCACUGUUUUUACAACUACACCUUCUGAUUCUACUGUGCGGACGUCAACAAGCAGACACCAUGCGGCUGAGACAGGACAAGUUUAUCCACAGUAACGAAAUUCCUGUACAACUACAACACGUCGUACAAAAUGCAUCGCAAAUUAACUCGCCAAUUUCUUAGAGCAAGAACAUGCUACUUGUCAUGCUCAAUAGGAUUGAGGGAACGUUUUGUCAUGCAGAAAGUGCAUCUGGACGAGUGCGGGGAAUUUGUUUGCCGUGGAUACAGUCCGACUUCAUCAUACACGUUGCAGGCUUCUCGGUUGUAUGCAGAGCAAAGUGUCGUACACGCACUCGUACUAAUUGGAGACAUGCAUUUUUUUGUGAAGGUGAAAAAUCCGCAUAUAAUGUUCCUGAUUUUCAUUUUCUCUCAACCUGCUGAGAAGAUUUGUCAUGCGGUUAUUUCCACUGGAACGAUAGCGAUACUUUUGCACAGGAUAGCUGUCAAAGCUGGAGUAUCGGAGAGUGCACGAUAGCUCCCGCUGCUCGACGCCCUCACAUGUGAUGCGUGAACAGCACCAGACGCAUCGGCGAGAGUGCAGCAGCUUUUGCAUGGCAAAGUCCUCGCUGCUGCACAGGAUUGCAGUGCUGCCGGGGGAUGUGGAUGAACCUGUCAUGCAUAAUAGUGACAAGACGGAAACAGACACAGAGUGAGAUGAUUGGCGUUCUUCUUUUGCAUGGGAAAUGGGAACGACGAGGGGCCGUUGUGCACUAUGAUAUGGUGCCCCUGGAGUUGUACCACCUGCAGAAGGAGCUGCAGGUGACCUAUGUAUCAAAUACUUCCCAACGUGUCUGGGUCUGGAAAAGUGCAGGAGUUUGUCAUGCAGGUUUUGGAUGCUUGGACCUUGCGAGCGCGAGGACUGGAGUGCAGUUUUCAGCAUCGCAGGUUUUGUAAGGUUAGGGUUUUGCUAUGCAUGUGCUUUUUCCUGACAGACAAUUCAAAUUCUCGCGACCGCAGGAAGGCCAAAGAUGAGCAUCUUGUGCUAUACCUAGUACCCGGGCGAGAAAACGAAAAGUUUUUGCGUGAUGAUCCUGAUCUACAACUACAGGGCGCAUUACAACUUGCAGUUUUCCAGUCACCCAGACUACAUAUUUGCACUGCAUACUACUUGGCGAGGGUCAAGAAGAACAUCUACGAAAUUGCUCGACAACAGCAGGAGCAGGACGAGCCGCUAUCCAACAAAAAAAGUUGUGCGGUGAUGUGAGCACUUAUUGUGACGCGCAACAUGCAGUUAUAGAAUUGCGUCUGUCAUGGUGGUCGUGCAAAACACGCCCGCGCUCUAAUUGUGGACCCUGGGUCCAUAAUGAAAGCGCAUGAGUGUCAGAUUUGUAAAUGCAAAAGCAAAUGCUGUUCUGUAUAUAAAGAAACUUACACCUCAAAUCCUUUUUUCUUGGACAGCCGCUGGGUGGUUUUCCGAAAAAGUCCCCCGCACAAGAGUCUGAUGUUGCUGGAGGGACCAACGUAUUCAUUGCAAAUGUCUCAAAUAAGUCUGGAAGUUGAAGAACGCAUCAAACCUGUGACGCUAACUCCAAAGCACAUGAAAAUAGCGCCAGAAGCAGCCCAUUUUUUUCCCGACUCCGUCGGGCAAGUUUCUCAAGCGGAAUAGACAGCAUGAGCCCUGCUCGUCUGCAAAACCUGUGGUGCUUUUGGGUGCACUUUUUGAGGCCAUUUGUGUGAAGAUGCAAAAGACACGUUGCAUAGGCAUAGCAAACGCAAACAUUGGCACUGUUCCAGACCCAGAGUCAUUUGCAUGUGAUAUUGCGGCGGCACCAAGCGGAAGACGUUCGCGGGGAAGCGAGCCGCCCGGUUAUGCAUUGCAAAACCAAAUCGAAAAGUACCUUCGUAGUUGAGCUUGUAUAGUAUAGUUUCCGUUGUAUGAAUUAUAGAACAAUUUAAUCUUUCUCAGGAGAAAAAAAAAAGGAAGCAGUAUGUCAUGCUGGAUCAGGGUCUCGAGUAUUAGUAGAUCAUGAUGUGAUUUGUCGUGCAUUAUAACGUGCAAGAAUCACUACGGGUAGUACUACGAUACAUUUGCAGUGGAUACCGGCGGACGAGGAACAACAUUGCACGAAACAAGGGCGACGCAGUUCUUCA
Molecule: messenger RNA, 2164 nt
Organism: Amoebophrya sp. A120
Lineage: Eukaryota; Dinophyceae; Syndiniales; Amoebophryaceae
Source: the annotation of a GenBank genome assembly